Molecule: messenger RNA, 4796 nt
Organism: Zingiber officinale
Lineage: Eukaryota; Viridiplantae; Streptophyta; Magnoliopsida; Zingiberales; Zingiberaceae
Product: phospholipid-transporting ATPase 1-like
Exons: 9
Coding region: 914-4507 (1197 amino acids)
Biological process (GO): phospholipid translocation
Cellular component (GO): plasma membrane
Molecular function (GO): ATPase-coupled intramembrane lipid carrier activity; ATP binding; magnesium ion binding
Source: RefSeq, a predicted model, not a curated record
AAUGACUUGCGCUCCGCCACCCAUCUCGCCUCCUGCUUUUACUCUUUCCUUUCCCCUCUCUCUCCCUCCCUCUCUCUCUCUCUCUCUCCAAUCGGCCCAGGGGAAAAAAAGAAGAGGCUCUCCUCGAUUUCCAAACCCUAGCUUUCCUUUCCACCUCUGGCGCUUCACCGAAUUAACAAACUGUUUUCAGAUCUCACGAUCCCCUCCGACUCCGUUUCGCGGCCAUCUUUUGGAUCUGCACGGGAGCUUCUAGGGAGGUGCUCUGCUCUCAACCUGUAAUGUCCGAUUCGGCGCCAGAUCUCAGGAUGGAGUUUCAUUCGCCGGCGGUCCGCCCGAGACAUGUGCAGGUGCUUCCUUCUGAUUAGUAAGCAAUUAAUUUGAGUGAUCGUUUCAUUGUGUGUGAAGAAAAAUACCACUACGUGUUGGAUAACGUAGCCAAAAUUCUAUUGUGGCAUAAGUGGACAUGACCGUUGUGUGUGAAGAGCAGGGUUUUCUCUGAGCAAGUGUUGUAUACUUGGUAUAAGCAUUUGGCUAUCCAACUUGUGUCUUCAAAUUCAAACGUUGGAUGGGUGUACAUGACAUCAUCCCAACUCUUGUUUUCGCCUUCUCAUGGUGCAGAUUGUGCAAGACAAGUGCCCCCACCAUCUCCAACCUUCAGUUCUUGUUUCUUCCUUUGCACAUCUAAAUCUUUGGCAACUCCAAUUUUGAGGAUCACAAGAAACAUUCUUUGAAUCCAGUUGAUGAAAUAGAAGCCAUAUCAUUUGAAGACAGUAGUUUUUAUCAAAAAUAAAUAAAUGAUGAUAAUUUCAACCUGAACAAGGACCUGCUUGUGUGGCCAGAAUCUCAGUUUGUUCAGCAGGCAGUGCUGGAAUGCCCUCAUCAAGCCGGAAAACAAUUGGUUUCUGGGGGUCUGAUGGAGCUUCAAACCUUUACGCCAUCCCUAGAAAUUUCAUCUUGUACCAAACAAGAGAACACAGAAAAAUCUCACCACAUCACCCAAAAAGGCAUAUGUCUAGAUCAACCAUUUCCGGAUGAAGAUAACUCCAGGUUGGUAUAUAUCAAUGACCCAAGGAGGACAAACCACAAAUAUGAGUUCUCGGGAAAUGAGAUACGGACUAGCAAAUAUACUGUAGUUACUUUCCUGCCAAAGAAUUUGUUCAUCCAGUUCCACAGACUAGCUUAUAUUUAUUUCCUUGUUAUUGCUGGGCUAAAUCAACUUCCUCCACUAGCUGUCUUUGGGAGAACCGUCUCUCUUUUCCCUUUGCUGUUUGUGCUGUUUGUGACUGCUAUAAAAGAUGGUUAUGAAGAUUGGCGGAGACAUAGAUCUGACAGGAAAGAAAACAAUCGAGAAGCUUUAGUUCUUCAAUGUGGUAAUUUUGUCCCCAAAAAAUGGAAGAAGAUAUGUGUUGGAGAGGUGGUAAAAAUAAAUGCUGAUGAGUCCAUACCUUGUGACAUGGUUUUGUUGGGAACUAGUGAUCCCAAUGGAAUAGCUUAUAUCCAGACUAUGAAUUUAGAUGGUGAAUCAAAUCUAAAGACGAGAUAUGCUCGGCAAGAAACUAUUUCUAUGGUCGUGGAAGAUACUUUUACAGGCCUAAUCCGAUGUGAGCAUCCUAAUCGUAAUAUUUAUGAAUUUACAGCAAAUAUGGAGUUCAGUGGGAAGAUAAUACCCCUUGGUCAGUCCAACAUUGUUUUGCGUGGUUGCCAGCUAAAAAAUAUAGAGUGGAUCAUUGGAGUUGUGGUAUAUGCUGGCCAGGAAACAAAAGCAAUGAUGAAUAGCACAGCAUCACCAUCAAAGAGGAGCAGACUGGAAAGCUACAUGAACAGGGAGACACUUUGGCUUUCAGUUUUUCUUUUUGUCAUGUGUGCAGUUGUAGCAACUGGCAUGGGACUUUGGCUUGUACGACACCUUCACCAGCUUGAUACCUUACCAUAUUACAGGAGAAAGUAUUUCACAAAUGGUCCUGAUAAUGGCAAAGAAUAUAAAUAUUAUGGUAUUGCUAUGGAGGUUUUCUUCUCAUUUUUGAGCUCUGUUAUUGUGUUCCAAAUCAUGAUACCGAUAUCCUUGUACAUCACGAUGGAACUAGUUCGGUUGGGGCAGUCAUAUUUCAUGAUCGAGGAUAGGCACAUGUAUGAUAUUGCUUCAAAUACAAGGUUCCAGUGCAGAUCCUUAAAUAUAAAUGAAGAUCUGGGACAAAUACGAUACAUAUUCUCAGACAAGACUGGUACUUUGACUCAGAAUAAAAUGGAAUUUAGAAGAGCAAGUGUGUAUGGAAAGGAUUAUGGAAACUCACACCAAAACAAUGUUACAACAUUUGAAACAAUUUCUGAAGGAGAGUUAGAAGAACCAACUAAGCAAUCAGAAAUCAAUGUGGACUCUGAACUACUUGCACUACUUCAGAGAGGCAUAGAAGGAGAGGAAAGGAUUGCUGCUCAUGAUUUUUUUCUUACCUUAUCAGCCUGUAACACAGUUAUCCCUAUGGGAAAGAAAUAUUCAUCUCCUAAUUCUGACAACAAGGCGGUAGAGGCAGGAGCAAUUGAUUAUCAGGGUGAAUCACCUGAUGAGCAAGCUUUGGUUAUUGCUGCUUCUGCUUAUGGAUACGCUCUUCUCGAGCGAACCACUGGCCAUGUGGUUGUUAAUAUCAAUGGGAAGAAGACCAGGUUGGAUGUUCUCGGUCUGCAUGAAUUUGAUAGUGUCCGGAAAAGAAUGUCUGUUGUAAUUAGAUUUCCCAACAGCAGUGUGAAAGUUCUUGUGAAGGGCGCUGACAGUUCAAUGCUUGGUAUUUUAGACGUAGAAGAUAGUAGGAAUACCAAAGUUAAACAACCAACAGAAAAUCAUUUAGUUGAUUAUUCAUCACAUGGUUUGAGAACUCUGGUCAUUGCUGCUAGGGAUUUAAAUGAUGCUGAAUUUUCCGAAUGGCAAGCAAGAUAUGAAGAGGCUAGCACUUCACUAACAGAGAGAUCAACAAAGCUACGCCAAGCAGCUUCUCUAAUUGAGAAAAAGCUAAUUCUUCUUGGGGCUACUGCUAUUGAGGACAAACUGCAAGAUGGUGUACCUGAAACCAUAGAAUCUCUUCGGCAAGCUGGAAUAAAAGUCUGGGUUCUUACUGGGGAUAAACAGGAAACUGCAAUCUCAAUAGGCCUCUCAUGCAAACUUUUGACUCUUGAUAUGCAUCAAAUUAUCAUAAAUGGUUCAUCAGAAGAUGAAUGCAGAUUCCUCUUAGCCAAUGCAAAAGCUAAGUAUGGAAUAAAAUCAGAGCAAAGUAGAGAUGGAACACUGAAGUCAAAGAAGAAAUAUGAUUAUGAUAUUGUUGAUUGCAAUGAUGAGAAAAGAACUCAUGGUAUUUUAAUAACUGAAACCGGAAAACAGGACCCCAGAUAUUCUGGAUUUACAGAUAAUGAGUUGAGACUUUCAUGCGAAAAGUAUGCAGUUUCUGAUGAUAUUCCAUUGGCACUGAUUAUAGAUGGAAAUAGUCUAGUUUACAUAUUGGAGAAAGAUCUUGAGACACAGCUUUUUGAUUUGGCAACUUCCUGUAGAGUCGUUCUUUGCUGUCGAGUUGCCCCUCUGCAGAAAGCUGGAAUAGUAGAUCUGAUUAAAAGCAGGACUAGUGACAUGACUCUUGCUAUUGGUGAUGGGGCAAAUGAUGUUUCAAUGAUCCAAAUGGCUGAUGUUGGUAUUGGGAUCUGUGGCCAGGAAGGCCGUCAGGCAGUCAUGGCUUCAGAUUUUGCUAUGGGGCAGUUUCGUUUUCUGAAAAGAUUGCUCCUUGUACAUGGUCACUGGAAUUAUCAGCGAAUUGGCUAUUUAGUUCUUUACAACUUCUAUCGCAAUGCUGUAUUUGUCUUAAUGCUGUUUUGGUAUGUCUUAUGUGCUGCAUUUUCAAGUAUAUCUGCUGUGACUGAUUGGAGUAGUGUAUUUUAUUCUGUCAUCUAUACAUCUGUCCCUACAGUUGUGGUUGGUAUUAUGGACAAAGACUUGAGCCACAAAACUAUCCUUCAUUAUCCAAAACUUUAUGGAGCAGGAUAUAGACAAGAGAGCUAUAACCUACACCUAUUCUGGAUCACAAUGUUUGAUACGUUAUGGCAAAGUCUUGUUCUUUUUUAUGUACCACUCUUCACAUACCGAAACAGUUCAAUUGACAUAUGGAGUAUGGGCAGUUUGUGGACUAUCUCUGUUGUUAUCCUUGUGAAUGUUCACCUGGCUAUGGACAUUAGACGAUGGGUGUUGAUUACUCAUCUUGCUACAUGGGGUUCUAUAGUGAUUACCUAUAUGUGCAUGCUGAUAAUAGAUUCCAUUCCAAUUUUCCCAAAUUAUUGGACAAUAUAUCGCUUAGCAAGUUCAAGAACUUACUGGCUCACUAUUCUCCUUACAAUGAUUUUGGCAUUGCUUCCUCGCUUUCUCUGCAUUGUGAUCCAUCAGAUUUUUUGGCCUUCUGACAUUCAAAUAGCCAGGGAAGCUGAGAUUUUAAGAAAGACAUAUGACCAAGCACGUUUUAAAAGUACAAGGUUUUAGUAUGAUUGGAAGAGUAGCUAAGGCAACAUGAUCUCAAGCCUACGACUUGAUUUCCAUACUUGGGUGGCUACUGAAGAAAUGACACAUGUGGCACAUGUACAUAAUGUAUUUGAUUAUGGCUAAUAUCAUUUGGCCUCAAAAGAAACUAGGUGAUAAAUAGUACAUAGCUGUGAGAGUAUUACAUAUUUUCUAACCCCCUUUCUUUGUCUUUUCUUUCUUUUUUGUUUUCAUUUUCAGGAAAUGUAUUUAAUUUUAACACAAACAUAACUCUAGCUCUCGAGUUCUCUUU